Messenger RNA from Caenorhabditis remanei, 7440 nucleotides. RefSeq lists its product as uncharacterized. Gene Ontology annotation, biological process: positive regulation of transcription by RNA polymerase II. The record is from RefSeq and is a predicted model, not a curated record. The coding region runs from base 1 to 7440 and encodes 2479 amino acids. Lineage: Eukaryota; Metazoa; Nematoda; Chromadorea; Rhabditida; Rhabditidae. Gene Ontology annotation, cellular component: nucleus; MLL3/4 complex. Gene Ontology annotation, molecular function: transcription coactivator activity; histone H3K4 methyltransferase activity; histone binding. The transcript has 15 exons.
AUGAUUUGUAUCGAAUGCGGCGGUGCUGCUGUCAAUAAUACGGAGCUAUGUCAAAGCUGCAUGGAGAUGAAUAGUACUGGAACCAUGUCGUUGGAUAUGGCCCGGCAGUGCGAUAUAACAAUGAGCUGUGGUUCUUGUCAGAGGAUGGUCACUGCAGAUUCAAGACAAUGUUCUAGUUGUCAAAAAAGUUUUCAUUUGUCUUGUGAUUCAUCAGAAGUUUCGCAUUUGAAUGGGUUUAUAUGCUCGCUCUGUCGCCGUCGGAAUCAAAUUCUCAGCGAAGAUGUGAUGCUGUCUGCAUCUGUUGUAUCGUCUCGUUCACAGAAUGCUCCGUUGUCACCAUUCAGUGAUCCAUCAGUUCAACAAAUGUCUCUGCACAUGUCUUCAGGCACGAUGUCGUCCAGUUUUCCAUCAAAUCCCGACUUUGGAGGAGAUAUCUAUUCUCAAAUGACGGUAUCCUCUAGCAUGAACCAGCAUCAGCACCACGUUCAACAAAUGCUCACAACACAAUCACAGCUAAUGGACGACAUUAGUGAUGGAGGAGCUACAAACGAUAGCGACAGGAACAGCAGUCCAUUUUAUCAAGAAACUUCCGACUAUGACGAAGAUUUUGUUCUAACGAGCACUCGAGGGCGCGGUCGUGGAAGUGGUAAGAAAAAACCGGGAAGAGGUCAGUCAACCGGUUCACGUCGUCAAACGAAUCCUGGACCAACUGGGUUUUUUUCUGCAACACAAUUUCAAGCAAUGGGUGAUUUUUCACAACCUACACCAACCCGUGGAAAGCGAGGAAAACGUGGAAACGGAAUAACUACCCCUCGAUCAUCGGGAAAAGGACCUGGUCGUGGAAGAGGAAGAGGACGAGGAAGUGCUGCACAAAUAGCAUCUCAGCUUCAACAAGUACAGUAUGGAAAUCCAGCGCCAAUGGGAAUGCCUAUGUAUCAUCCAGGAAACCCUCAAUUGAUGCAUAUGAACUCCGUUGGAUUCCAGAUGAUGCCUCAAAAUAGUAUUGGGCUUUCAAGUACCAUCCAAUCGACCCAAAUUCCUCCUUCUGUACCUCUUCCUUCCAGCAUUAUGAAUAAUGCCGUUCCCAUUGCCCUUCCCCCUCCAGUUCAGACUCCACUCCCCGAACAAUCUCCAACUAUUGUGCCGAAUUUUCAAGAAACAAAUAAAAUUGACACUAUCCGCGAAGUUGAUGAAUCCAUUCUCGAAGAUGAAAACUCAAGACAAUCAGGUACAUCAAGAUCGGAUGAAGUUGAAUACACUAGAAUAUCAAUUGUGUGCAGAUCAAACGACGAGUUCAUGGGAAAAGCUCCACUUUGUCUGGUUUGCGGAUCGAUUGGAAAAGGAGUCGAGGCAUCGAUGGUUGCAUGUUCAAACUGCGCUCAAACUUAUCACACGUAUUGUAUAAGCCUACAUGAUAAAAAGUUUCAACUAAAUUCUGCAGUUAUAACACGAGGUUGGCGAUGUUUGGACUGCACAUUCUGUGAGGGAUGUGGUGCUGGUGGUGACGAGGAGAAAUUGCUUCUUUGUGAAGAAUGUGAUGUGUCUUAUCAUAUGUAUUGUAUAAAGCCACCAUUGGAAGCCAUCCCAAAAGGUCCCUGGAGAUGCCAAUGGUGUUCACGAUGUCGCCGAUGUAAUCAUAAAUCAACGUCUGGAAACGACUUAACUUCAAAAGGGCUGUGUCAUUCGUGUCAAUCCCUGCAAAGCUGCUCACGUUGUAAUAGAGGAUAUCAUUUGAACGAGAAAAUAAUUAAAUGCAGUCAAUGUAGCAAAUGGCAUCAUGGAUUCUGCGAAGGAUUACACACCGACGAGCAACUGGAACAAGCUGCACUGAACCGAAUGCGGUGCACAUCUUGUCGACCAAACCGGGCGCAGAUAAAUGGUUUCUCUGAAGCUGACACAGUGUGGUGUGAUAACGUUGCACUGGACAGAAACGCUCAUGAGAUUCUCAAAUCGAAGUACACUCCAUCAGCUCUCAAAAGUCAGAUGCAAGAGUAUCGCGAAUCGUUUGAUCAUUACGAAGAAGAUUUUACGCCCCAAGACGAUGCUUCGGAGCCAGGUUCAUCCUUAUCAAUCUCAGGACAGAGAGGGCGGGGGCGAGGUAAUCCGAGCGGUCGACGUGGAAUGAAUCGAAUAGGUAUCGGCGGAUUCUAUGCGAAACUCCCACGCCAUCGGAUUCAAGCCCUUACCGAGGAAGCUGCUGCGGAAGAGGACGAUACGAAAAAAGCAAAACGUCCAAGAAAACCCCGAAGAUCUCAAUUGGAAGACGCUUAUCCGCCUCAAAUUCAAGAAGCAUUCUUUGGGAUUAAAGCAGUUGAAGGAAAGUCUCUAGUUGAAUAUAAUAUAGAAGAACCUAUGCUAGCUGAGUUCAAUGGAAGAUAUGUAAGAGAACGCCCACUUAAAUCACACACGUUGUGUAAGGAUGCCGCAGAAAUGUUGAGAAAUGACCAAACAGAGAACGACAUCUUAGAAGGUAUAGAUUUCGGAAACAUGGACACAGACAUUAACUUCGACGAGAUGGAUUUGUCUAUUUUCUUUGAUGAAGAUGAUGAAGAAUUGGAAGAUAGUCUCCAAGGGGAAACACAUCCCAAACGUGAACUACCGGAAGGAAGUUACGGACCAACUACUUUCAAUCUAGAUCAAAAACCAUCUACAUCAACAGGAGGUAUGUCAAGUGGUAUGCUCGGCCCGCAAGAUGGUAAUCUUAAUGGCAUGAAUCCAGUUAACUUCGCUCAGCAUGCACCGGGAGUGCGAACCGCUAUUGCAAGAAGUGGAAGUCAUUCAGAUGCUCCAGAUAGAUACCAAUUUUCUGCUCGAUGGGAAGAAGAUGAGCCGGCGGGGUUGAUGGCAACUACGGCAGCUGUACUGUAUGCAAAUGAAAAGCAUCCUCAUUUAAAAGUGCAACUUCCAAUUUGGAGCGAUCGCGUCAAGCAAAUUCAAAAACUAUGGCGUAAUUUGAGCUCAGAUGAUCGCCAAGAAUAUGUUAACCGUGCUCGUGAUAACAGAACGAAAAGUGGGAGUAAACCUCGGCCGCGUAGAACGAAUGUUCAAAGCACAAAUUCUGUUGAUAGUCCAACUGUUCAGUCUCCAGCUCCCCAUCAGUUCGGAUUCAAAGUUCCAACAAACCCAGGAGAACCAUCUUCAUCAAGUGCAUUUGGUUCUCAGAUUGAGCAAUCGCAGCAACCUAAACAAGUUCGAGUAACCAAUCAUUUGUCUGCUGUGUUCUACAAUACCUGGCAAGAAAUGAGAAGAGUAAAACUCGAUCGCGAAAGACUCCUUGCAUCCCUUGAAGAACAGUUGAAUAAAGCUCGUAAGCAGAAGAAGAACUUGGCCGCGAAAAAACGCCAAAUGGUGAGAACACAACAAGCAGCACCUGAUUAUGAUGGACGACAAAUUGAUUUGAAUGAUAAUGAUCAAAAAGUGCUGGCGCAGCUUACCGAGCAAAUCAAAUCAACGCAAGGAGAAAUGGAAAACAUGAAAAAAGAUGUGAAAAGUCAAGACACUGCUUUACAUCAAUUUGAAUUGCAUAACAAAAUUCUUCGAAAUGAAUCAGAAGUCACACCUCUUCAAAAAGAACAAACUCAUCUGCGAGAAUUACAGUUUGCUGCCCAUGCUGAGCAGAUGCUGGCUCAACCUCCACCACUGGGUCUAGGAAUGAAUCAGUCUCAAGGACAUCCGCAACCAGGGACUCAGGCUCCGAUUAAUCUUCCACUUUUACAACAACAACAGCAAAGGAUGUUGCAUUUGCAAGGAGUGCCAAUGAUGAGACCUGGACCUGGACAGUUUAUAAUAAGACAGCAACCUGGAGCACCUCCUAUGACGAUGCAACAACAUCAGCAGCAACAACAGGAAAUGCAUAGGAGAAUGGUACAAAUGCGACAUCCUGCAUUAAUUAUGGGAGGAGUUCGUUUCGAUGAGAUAACAGAUCCAGUAAUGAAAGAAGCUUAUCAGUGCCUUGAUGCUAUUCUGGCCGAUGUUCAUCAACAUAUUGAGUCUCAGAAAGAAGUUCAUCAUCCAAUGCAUGGCGGUCCACCAGCUCACAUAAUGCAAAGAAUGAUGCACCACCAAGGUGCUCCAAUUCCACGCCUCAUCAUGCCUGGUCAGAUUCCUCAAGGACAAAUACCACCACAACAUCAUCCUGGUGUUCAAUUAGUUCAACAACAUCCUCCUAUGACGCCACAAUCAGCUCAGCCACUUAAUAUCGCGGAGGAUGGACCGAAACCUAAGAAAAAACGAAAUAAUCAGAAGAAGGCUACUUCCUCUUAUCCCGCCGGUGGCGAAUAUGAAUCAUGGCUGGAAACUAUGCGAACAAGAUUCCGAUUGUGUGGCGAUAUUCCAAAGAAACAGCGUGAGCCUCGUUUGAACCGAGCUGGAUGUGAAUUUGUGAAGUAUGGAUUGACAGAGAUGGCAGUUGUAGGAGAGCGAAAACCAUUGCUUGGAGAAUUCGGUGCCAUGCACGUUAAACGUGGAACAAGAAUUUUCGGGAACGAAGAGAGAGCUCAGAAAGCACUAAUUUUCAAUGAUGUAAAUAUGUAUCAAGUAGAACCACCGAUUCGUCUUGUGGCUCUUUACAACAAUACGAUGCCAACUUCUGAAGACGAUGUAAUCCAAGAUGAAAUGGAUGAGAACACAUGUUUGAACCCAAAUGCAGCCCUUUGUAAACUUUUCAAUAAAAAACAUACCGUUCGAGAUCACAUUCGCUGUUGUGUUCGUUACAUGGAUGAAGGAAAGGCUCCUAUACAACCGGAAUCGAGUAUGUUUAACGAAAUUAUUGACCGAGAUGAAGAAGUUACUGUGGAACUAGUCUUCAAUACAAGUGAUAUCGGAGAAGAAAGUUCUGUAGAAGACAAGAAAGACCUAGUGUUCAAACUGAACGAAAAACUGAAGGAUCUUUUGGCACUAAAAGAAGAAGUUCCAUGGAAGAUGGAAGACACACCUCCAGAGUCACCAAUCUGUUUCUCACCAGAACCAGAAGGAAUUUCCGAAGGUAUCCGACAGACAACUUCCACUUCAAGGGCACCGUCAGCAUCUGUUGAAAAAGAAAUAAAGAAAGAGGAGGAUGAAGAUGCUUCUGCGGCCCCGGUUUUCAGAGAAGUCAAAAAUGAAGUAGUCGAUUCGACUCAACAGUAUCAGUGCAAGCAGUGUAACGUAUCAAUCGAUGGCGUGCCAGCUCUUCGAGUUACGAUGGCCAAGCUAGGAGUGCUCUCACAAGAGGCUACUCUGGAAGAAAAGGACGAAAUGGUAUCUUUCUGUUCUAGAAAGUGUUAUUUCGAAUUGAUGUCACUGAGUCGAUCGGCAUUAACUCAUGAAGAGCUGACUGCUGCUGAACAAGUUGUUUCUGAAGAGAUCUAUAAUAAACUGAAACAAAUUUAUUCGGAUAAUAUCGUAAAGGCGGUCAAUCAAGGAAAGAAACCUCCUGCUGCUGCGUUUUCAGCUUCAUCGCUCAUCGGCAGCACGGAACAUUUGGUAUCACCAAGAGAUACUCGUUACAUGAUGGAUGAAGGCAAAAAAGAUAAUAUCAUAAUUGUGCCAGUUUCCUCAUUAAUUGGGGCAGUUGAUGCUCCCAAAGAAGCACCUCCUCAGAGAACAGCCGCAGGAGAAGAUUGGAAAGCGUACACUCAAGACAUUCAUGAGUCCUUCAUCAAUAUUCAACAACAACAUGUGCAAUGCAUUCUUUCGCCGAAGAUCGGAGUUCCUCAUCCACCCUAUGAGCUUGACAAGCGUAUUUGUGUGUUCUGUGGAGGAGUCGGCGAUGGAGAAACGUUCCGUUGUGGUCGUCUGAUUUCACUGACAGAAUACUAUUGGGUACACGUUAAUUGUGCAUUGUGGAGUGCUGAAGUGUUCGAACAUCCAUCAGGGUGGCUUACAAAUGUAGAUCGAGCAGUCGUUCGAGCUGCUCAGACAGCUUGUGAUCAUUGCAAACAACCAGGAGCCAGUGUGAAGUGUCAUAAAAUGAACUGUGGUGCUAAUUAUCAUGUGUUAUGUGCAAUGCAGCACAACGGAUUCUUCAUCAAAGAUAGAACUUUCAUAUGUAAACUUCACGAAAAAGUCACAAAUGUUGUUUUACGGCUGGAUGCUCUUCGGAAAAUCUACAUUAAACGUGAUGAAAAUUCGCUGUUGAUGCGCCUUUUCGAUCUAUCCGAUGGACCAAACUUGUGCCUUCGUAUUGGUGCAUUCGCUUUCCACAAACUUGGAUCGAUCAAUCCGUCACAGUUGAAAAAGUUCCACAACAAAGAUUACAUCUUUCCUAGCAAAUAUCGAGCUACUCGUCUUUUCUGGUCUCCAAAAAAUGCUCGAGAAAGAAUGAUGUUUGAAUGUCGUAUUGAGGAGAAAAACGACCUCCCCUUCUUCGUCGUUCAAAGUUUGGAAGAUUCUUCAAUUUGUCAUCGUGGUUUUUCUGCAACUAAAGCAUGGCAGCCAAUCUUCGAAAGAGUGAAUCAGCUCAGGGAUCAACAACAAGGAGAGGUACUGAAAUUUUUCGGUACACAAGUUUGCGGAGAAACAUUAUUUGGACUGAAUGAAAAUGCGAUUACUAAAAUUACCGAGUCUCUACCAGGCUUUGACACGAUAUUCACAUAUCAACACCGUCAUCAAAAUAGUCCUGUCUUGGAGUUACCUCUCGUGGAAAAUCAAAUGGGAUGUGCCCGAGCAGAACCACGGAAUCGAACUAUCGGACAACAUUUCCGCACGAAGCCUCAGCCGAUGGGUGGUACAAGUCAUAACCAUCAUGGCAUAUUAGGAGUGAUAUCAGCUCAGUCUACGCUAGCUACUGUAGCUACUUCAGCACAACUCGACACGUUAGCUUCUCGGCAGGCUGCAACUUCUGUUACCUCUGCCAACAGUGGACGUACGCGUGGAGUAAGGUCAUAUUAUACAGAAGAAGCCGCAGCUCGUGCACGGGCAUUCGGUAUUCCUCCAGAAAUAGCUUCUUUGUCACUAAGAAUGGAAACAAAUCAAAAUAACCAAGCCGGAUUUUCGGCUUACCAGAAGAUGAGAAGGGAAUGGAAAGAUCGUGUUUAUUUGGCCAGAUCACGUAUCGCCGGCCUUGGUUUAUAUGCCAAGAACGAUAUCUCAAUGGGAGAGUUCAUUAUUGAGUACAAGGGAGAAAUCAUUCGUGCGGAAGUUUGUGAAGUUCGUGAAAUACGCUAUACUGCUCAGAAUCGUGGAGUUUACAUGUUCCGGAUUGAUGAGGAAUGGGUGAUUGACGCCACGAUGGCUGGGGGACCGGCAAGAUACAUUAAUCAUUCUUGCGAUCCAAAUUGUUCCACCCAGAUAUUGGAUGCUGGUUCCUCCGGACGUGAAAAGAAAAUCAUAAUCACGGCUAAUAGACCAAUAAGUUCCAACGAAGAGCUUACUUACGAUUAUCAAUUCGAACUGGAGGGCACUACAGACAAAAUUCCAUGUCUUUGUGGAGCACCGAAUUGUGUAAAAUGGAUGAAUUAA